ACCUUCUCAUCAUAUACGUCAUUCCUUUACUAUAUACUACUUUUCUUCAAUUCCUUUCUCUCUUAAUCGUUCUCUUUUUAUCUAUCGAAUUCGGGAAUAAGUUUGUCACUGUCCUUUUAAAAACUUGCUUUACUCUAUCCUCUACUACUAUAAGCGUAUGUAUGGAAGUAGACACUCCAUUAUAAAUUUUUAUGUACGUGCACAUCGAAAGAGAAAAUACGAACAGUUAAGAAAAAGAGAGAGCAGGGGAAUCCCUGUUAAAGUCUGUUUCUGUUGGCAUGUGCGCCACGAGCCCCGUAGGCCCGUAGUUAGAGGUGGACGCCAGUCGUUAGUUCAAAAUAAUCCAAAUUCCACCGUGUUCUUCUCGUCUUCUUGUACGACAACCUGCUCUCCCAGCACACGUCAUGCGUGCUGCCAGAAAAGUUAACAUUGUAUUGGUUUAGUUAGUUUUAUACUUGAAAAAUAUACCACCGAUGAUGUGGCGGUUGGAAUUUUCAAUUGACUUAUGUUAAUGAUGAAGUCAAAGAAAUUCUUCAUAUUCAACAAAAAGUUGUUUUAAAAAAUAAAAUUAACGCACCCAGCAGCACCAGUGAAAAGACUGUUUUCUAGGAGUACUUAAAAUAAAGUUUCAAUUAUAAAAUUAAAAAAAAUAAUUUAAUCCUUAAAUUGUAUCUCAUAUGUGUUUGGAAGCGAUUAAAAGACAUAAGGACUUUAGUCUUUGGUGUCCAGUACAGAUGCGGUUUAUAUUGGGUACAAUAGUGUUUUUCUCAAGCAGGUGGGAUUAUAAUCGUGACUUUACUGCUAUUAUUAUCAAUAUACGGACGUUAUGAUCGUGUGAGUGCUAAUUGUGAGAUAAAAUAAUUUAGAUAUUGGAAAAAAAAAAAAAAAACUGUACGAAAACUAACAGAGGAAGAAGAAUCGAUCACAAAGAUAUAUGACACAGUGAAAUCGUAAAACACUGCUACGACUCUCUAGGCUUGUUACUUGUUUAAUAUUCUAACAAUCGACAAGUGAGAGACUAAUAUAAGAAAGAAGUAACAGCAUCCACAUCUGAAUCAGAAUCAGUAGAAGUGGUGUUGGGUAGAAGGGACAAUAGCAUCGUGACAUCUUCGAUAAGACCCGCGGACGUGAGAAUAAAUCAGUGAAAAUCGUGUCCAUGAAGCGACAAGAUGAAGACGCGGAAGCUGCUGUUGCCGGUGUUAUUAACGCUUGGCAUUGUGUUUUUCUUAGUGCUUCCAUCGAUUGCGGAUGACCAUCUAUCUCAAAUUAAAUCAGCAAACAAAAAAUUUUUAAAAAAUUAUACUAAGCAUCGUGAUAAAAAUUCUAAGGGAAAAUACGAUCCGGAGCUACAUGACAAAGCCUAUGUCUACAGUGAUGAAGUUACCGAACAUUUUAUUAAUGAUGAUCACGAUGAUGGUACUGACAGUUUGGUUAAUAGAAACAAUCGUGCCAUUGCUGUUUCAAGUUCUAAUAAUGGAAAUUCAAGUAAAAUUGGACAGCAAGUUAUAAAAUCAAAUCUACCGAACGAAACAUUGAAAGUCGACAAAAAAACAUCUAUGAGAGCACGUAAAUUGAAGAAUUUUACUAUCGCCAAUGGUAUUUGCCAAAGCAUCGAUAUUCGAAAUCGUGUUAGCAAUUUCGAAAUAUUAAGAGACUGCGAAGUCAUCGAAGGUUUUCUUCAGAUAGUAUUGAUCGACAAUAACACAGAGAGUGAUUUUGAGGAUCUUAGUUUUCCAAAGUUACGAGAAAUUACAAGUUAUAUGCUAUUGUAUCGUAUAAGUAAUCUCCGUUCACUACAAAACUUGUUUCCAAAUUUAGAAGUCAUACGUGGUGAUAAACUUAUACUAGAUUACUCAUUUAUGAUCUACGAAGUACCAAACUUAGAAGAGAUUGGCUUAACAAAGUUGACUAAGAUUUUGAGAGGCGCUGUCAGAAUAGAAAAAAAUCCUUCGCUUUGCUAUGCAAACACUAUUGACUGGAAUGAAAUUGUUGUUAAUGGAGAAAAUGUUAUCAAAGAUAAUCAAAAUCCAGGGGAUUGCCGAGUUGAUUGCUCGUCAUGUCCUGGUAAAUUAUGCUGGAAUGAAAAUUCUUGUCAAAAAACGAAGAAACCCGAGUGCCAUGAAAAAUGCCUUUCGGAUUGUUUUGGUUCGACAGACAGAGACUGUUAUGUUUGUAAAAAUUAUCGAUAUGGCGGUCGAUGUGUCUCAGAAUGUCCAAAUCAUUUGUAUGCAUAUUCAUCGCGACGGUGCAUAACAGCUCAGGAGUGUUCGAAUUUGAAUAAUAUUCGUAAAAGUGAUGAAGAUAGUAAACGAUGGCGUGCAUUUAAUGGCCUAUGCUUGGAUCACUGUCCACUUAAUUUCGAGGAAAGAUUCGAUCAAAACAACUCUCCAACAUGUGAAGCGUGUAAUGGCACAUGUCGUAAAAUAGGAUUCAGCGGAUUAAUCCGACAUAUAUCCGAUUUACAACGUUAUCAAGGUACGACGUUUAUAGACGGUAAUUUAGAGUUUCAAAUCCAAAAUGAAAUUCCAAACAUAGUAGAAGAAUUAACUAACGCCUUUGGCCUGGUUGAAGAAAUCACAGGCUAUCUGAAAAUAUCACAUUCGUUUCCGAUAGUCUCACUGGAAUUUUUCAAAAAGUUGCGUGUCAUUGGCGGUAAAUUUGUGGACAUGGCUAGAGCAAGUGUCGUCGUCCUCGAUAACCCAAAUUUAUCAAGUCUCUUUCCGGAAUCACAAACAGUUAAAAUUUUGAAUGGUCGGAUAUUUUUCCACUACAAUCCGCGACUAUGUAUGUCAAAAAUAAUAUCUUUUGCUAAAUCUGCAGGGAUUAAAAAUUUUACGGAGAUAGAAAUCCAACCAGAUUCUAAUGGUGAAAAAGUAGCAUGCGAUAUUGUAAACAUAAAUUUAACAAUAAAACAAAAAGGAUCGUACUUUGUAGAUUUAGCAUGGGAAAUUUAUAAUCCAAGCGAAGGACAACGUUUAUUGGGCUAUCUAUUGAGUUACAUCGAGACAAAUAAUGAAAAUGUUACUUUUGAAGGUAAUUCGUGUGGUGACAAACACUGGCAAGUAUUAGACGUUGAGAUUCCGUCAUUAGAUUCGCCAAACACUAAAAUAUCUAAAUUGAUAGUUGAUCUUAAACCAUACACUAAGUACGCUGCUUACGUUAAAACACUUGCAGUAAGAGAUAAAAAUUCUUUUCGCAGUCCAACUGGACAAUCAGAAAUAAUGUAUUUCACUACUGAGCCUGACAUACCAUCAGUACCAUUUGACGUUAAGUCUUAUGCCAAAAGUACUUCUGAAAUAAUCGUUGAAUGGAGUCCGCCUGAACAACCUAAUGGUCCAAUAUUAAAUUACAUCAUAAGGGGCUACUUACGCCGAGAAGACCGUAAAUUUUUACUAAGCCGUAAUUAUUGCAACAACGAGUUGGUAAAUGAAAUCGAAGAACAACAAAUACCAGAAGUGACUGUGAAACCAGCAUUAAUCGAUCUCAGAGUACCUGCAUGCUGCCGAAAAGAUCGUAUUGUUUCAACAGAAUCGGCAUCUAAAAGUUUUGAAAUAUUUUGCCCUAAUAAUGUGACGCUAACUCAUGCAUCACCAGAUAAAAGAAAUUACUGUCGUUUUAAUGAAUACGUUGUCAACAAUAAUUACAAAUCCGAUUUUAGUUCGGGCGUCAAUUUUCCAGUUGAAGCUACUAAAAUAGAUAUACUUGAUGAUAAAAAAACACGCAUUUACAAUGACGUGUACUAUUCAUUCGUAUUUAAUGUAAGUGCCAAUAUUAGUUCAUAUAGUUUGAAAAAAUUACGUCAUUAUUCACUUUACACAAUAUCGGUAACAGCAUGUGGUGUCACUCUUAAAAAUGGUACACGGUUGUGUUCAUCAAAUCAGUAUACUAAUGUAAGGACUAAAGCAUUGUUACGUAUGGACGAUGUUGAUAAUAUUAAAAUAAGUGUAUUAAAUGAUACAAUUGUUUUGAUAACCUGGGACACUGUUAAUGACCCAAACGGUAUUACUGUAUCAUAUAUAAUUGAGUAUACGAAUCUCAAUGUGCAGAAUGCUAAAAAAAAUACAAUAUGUAUAUCAGAAGGUGUCUAUCGUGAAAAACGUGGUACUUAUACACUUACGAAUCUCACACCAGGCAGAUAUAGUGUCCGUUUACGCUCAACAUCACUAGCUGGUAGUGGUAAUUGGUCACAAAUAAAUUAUUUUUCGAUUGAUAUUAAAAACGAUAAACUUACAAUAGUUAUAAUACUUGUAGUAUUAUCUUUUGUUAUCGUAAUAGCUAUUAUUGGAUAUUUUUAUUUAUCAUAUCAGAAGAAAAAGUUCCAAGCGCGUUUGAUAGCAAGUGUUAAUCCGGAUUAUGUUGAAACAAAGUAUGUUAAAGACAAUUGGGAAGUACCACGAGAAAAUCUCGUUGUUGGUGGACCCCUUGGUUACGGUAAUUUUGGUCGUGUCUUUCGUGGUAAAUUGAACGGCGUACAAGAUGUCGCUAUUAAAACGAUAACUGAAAAAAAUUAUACUGAAGAUGAUAAAAAUGAAUUUUUGAAUGAAGCAUCUGUUAUGAAAAAAUUUUCAACUUAUCAUAUUGUUAAAUUAUUGGGUGUUGUUUCAGAAGACGAGCCACCUUAUGUUAUUAUGGAGCUGAUGGAAAAAGGGGAUUUAAAAUCAUAUUUACGCGAAAAUCGUGAUAUAUUGAUAUUAGAUGUCCCACGUAUUAUAAGAAUGGCUGGUGAAAUAGCUGAUGGUAUGGCUUAUUUAGAGGCUAACAAAUUUGUUCAUCGUGAUUUAGCGGCACGUAAUUGUAUGGUAUCUAAAGGGUUAGUGUGUAAAAUUGGUGACUUUGGUAUGGCUAGAGAUAUUUAUGAGACUGAUUAUUAUAAGAUUGGCCAAAAAGGCUUGUUGCCCAUUCGUUGGAUGGCGCCUGAAAAUUUAUCCGACGGUGUAUUUACGUCCGACUCAGAUGUUUGGUCAUUUGGUAUUGUACUGUAUGAAAUUCUUACAAUGGGCGAACUGCCCUAUCAAGGUUUCUCGAAUGACGAUGUCCUGAGCCAUGUUUUAAGGAAGGGUAUCGUUACCAUACCACGUAACUGCCCGGAAAUAGUUCUCAAGUUGAUGGAAAAGUGCUUUAAGUGGCGUCCAAGUGAACGACCAACUUUUAUCGAGAUAGUGUCAGAACUUGAGCCUUUCUUAGCCCAAGACUUUUGUGAAAAAUCGUUUUAUCAUUCUGAAGAGGGUGUUGCGUUACGCAAUGCGGGGAUAAAAAAAACUUACCAUAAUCCCGCGCAAAUACGAUUUUAUUGGGGCCAGGAGUCUACCGCACGAUGGGUUAGAGAUUGCGAGGACAACGUUACGUUAUUGGAUCAAACAAUGACAACCGGGGCUAACAGGAAUCGUAAAUUAAAAAACGGAUUACAGCAUCUUGGUAAUGUACUUGCCAUGGAAGAUGUACCGCUCGAUCGAUGAUAGAGCUUAUUCUUCUGGCAUUUAAUUGUAAAUUAUUACUAUCAUUAUUAUUAUUAAUUAAUUAAUUAACAUCGUCGAAAAAAAAUCGAAAAACAUUUUUAUUAUUUGUAAGUAAUUAAUUUUAUAAAUUUGUGUGUGUCAAUAUGUACAAACGAUAUUCUCAGGGCAACAAUAGUCGAUUAUAGUUGUUAAAACAAAAAAUGCAUGGAUAGAUAAAGAAAAGCUUUUUAAAUCGACCGUUUUAAAAUCAAAAUCCAUUUGCGUACUUUGAAUUUUUUUUU
This is a messenger RNA of Cotesia glomerata, 5737 nucleotides long. Its product is annotated as insulin-like receptor. The transcript has 7 exons. Gene Ontology annotation, biological process: positive regulation of kinase activity; protein phosphorylation; cell surface receptor protein tyrosine kinase signaling pathway. NCBI's taxonomy places the organism in Eukaryota, Metazoa, Arthropoda, Insecta, Hymenoptera, Braconidae. Gene Ontology annotation, cellular component: axon; insulin receptor complex. The record is from RefSeq and is a predicted model, not a curated record. Gene Ontology annotation, molecular function: insulin receptor activity; ATP binding; insulin receptor substrate binding. The coding region runs from base 1170 to 5456 and encodes 1428 amino acids.